This is a messenger RNA of Eriocheir sinensis (Chinese mitten crab), 9059 nucleotides long. RefSeq lists its product as uncharacterized. The record is from RefSeq and is a predicted model, not a curated record. The transcript has 5 exons. NCBI's taxonomy places the organism in Eukaryota, Metazoa, Arthropoda, Malacostraca, Decapoda, Varunidae. Gene Ontology annotation, molecular function: protein binding. The coding region runs from base 1 to 3351 and encodes 1116 amino acids.
AUGAGCACACUCCGGUCUUGUAGCGGACCACGUCAGUCUGGAAAAAGACGAAAGAUACAGGCGUUGGUGUGGGUGCUAUUGUGUGCGUGUGUGUUGCGCGGGGUGGCCGGUGAGUGCCCGAAGGUAUGCGAGUGUAAGUGGAAAGACGGAAAGGAGACAGUCACGUGUAUUGGUGCAGAUUUCGUAGACAUUCCACGUCAGCUGGACCCGUCCACUCAGGUGCUCGACCUACAGCACAACGACCUGCAUAUGCUGCCCCGUGACGCCUUCGUCGACACGGGUCUGGUCAACCUGCAGAAGCUGUGGCUCAGCCACUGCAAACUAAAACACAUGGAACGCGGCUCUUUCAACAUGCUCGACAACCUGAUCGAUCUGGACCUGAGCCACAACCUGCUGCGCGUCGUGCCCACCGCCUCUCUCAUCGACAUCUCGGGGCUGCGGGAGCUGAGUCUAGCCAACAACGACUUGGCCACCAUCCCCGCUGAUGCCUUCGCUCCCACCCCUGACCUGGUGCAUCUGGACCUGUCCAGUAACCGCAUCCGGAGCAUCAACCCCAAGGCGUUCCGGUGUCUUGCUACGCUGGAGAUCCUCAAACUGUCCAGUAACUUGCUGGUGUACCUGAUGCAAGACCUUCUGGUACCGCUCAAUGCCUUGCACGGCCUCAACCUCAACGACAACCCAUGGACCUGUGACUGUCGUCUGCGGCCCAUGCGACAGUGGAUGCUGGACCACAAGAUCACCAGCUUGUCACCACCGACCUGUGCACGGCCAAAACGUCUCAACGGCAUCAGUUGGGAGCUCCUGGAGCUGGACGAGUUCGUCUGUGAGCCACAUAUCUUCCCCGAGACGCCGAGGGUUGAGGCCGACACCGACGACAGCGCUUCUCUGGUCUGUCGGGCCACAUCCGACGUCGAAGUCUCCAUCAGCUGGCUGUUCAAGCAGCAGCCCCUGGAGCCUCUCCGGAAGUCCCGCCGCUACAGAAUAAUUAAGCACCUCGUGGCCAACCAAUCCGCCAUCAUGUCCAACCUGACGAUCCGGCGCGUGGAGCCGCGGGACCAGGGGACGUACACGUGCGUGGCCGAGAACAAGGCAGGACGGAGCGAGGCCAACCUGACGCUUGAUGUAGCGCGGGAAGAGGCAGAGGAGAGCCUCAGUACAUUUAUGGACAAGAAGUAUAUGACGGGCAGCCUCCUCUCUGGUCUGGGCGUGCUGGUUACCAUAUUGCUGCUGGUGAGCUGCGUCGUCCAUCGCCGUCAGCGGGUGCGGAGAUUUCGCCGGCAGGAGGAAGAUCGCGAGAUGCGGGGUGUCAAUGCUUGUGCCAUCCCUCCUGCCGCCACCACCAACGCCACGGCCCCGGCCCCGGCCCCCGUCGCGCCGCGCCCGCCGGCCACACAGCAGCGGAAACCCUCGGAUUACCUCGUCAUUCCAUCCGGAGGAGAACCUGACGCGCCGCCGCUGAUCCCGCUGCAGAGGGACGACGCGUGGCUACAGCCCGAGGCCAUCAACGGCGGCUACACGCGUUCAGCCUACCUGGAGAACGGCAGGUACGACAACUCCAGCCUAGACCGGUACCGAGAAGACAUCAUGGACGAUAUGCGUGGACACCAACGCUCGCCCAGCACCAUCUCUUACGUGGAGCUGCCGUCGACGGAGCUGCCUCGGCGACAGAGCACGCUAACGGACAAAGAGAGUCUCAUGAACCUCGAGUUUGAGACGGACAUCCUGCGGCGAGAGUGCAGCCCCACGGGGUCGCUGGUGUCUGUCGUGAGCAACGGCCAGCUCGAGGACCUGCUGGGCCUGCCCUACCCGGCGCCCCGGCGGGAAACUACGAAGGCCUUCCACCACCCGGACGUGAACAACAUAGCCAGAAAUUCCGCCGCCUCGCCCAGGAAGCACCACAGUCCCACCGCCCACCACAGCCCUAACGCCCUGCCUCGCCUCCCUUCCAGACACCGUCCUUACCUCUACGAUGAAAGACGGAGGGACAGACUACCCUACGACCCUAGCUCCCUCAACGCCAGGUGCUACAGUGCUCUUAACCUGGCCAUGAGCGAGGCUGCCACCCACGCGUUCUUCUACCCCCGAGGGCGGCGGCCGGCUACGCGCUACCCCUCGCUGCCCUCCACGCCCAUGCUGGCCAAGGACGACAACGCCAUCACGAGGAACCACGACGCCCGGAGACUUCGGAGGUUGAUGAGCGCCAACAGAGGGGUGUACCGGUCUCUGGAGGGCGCGGGGGACCUGGCCAACUCCUUCCUGUACCAGUACCCGACGGUGCAGCUCGAGAACUACCACAAGGAUUACCGCAGCGUGCAGAAGCGACUCAGCAGGAGGAUGGAGAAGCGGGAUGCGCUGAAUCGUGCCGGGGGGUCAGCCUCCAGGCUGACGGACGACCUGCGCGGCUCCACGGCCUUGCUGGGGGGCCGGGGCCCCGCUCCCCCCGCCCUUACCCGUGGGAGGCUGAGUCGCGCUAGCAGCCUCACGCCCGACGUGACGGGGGCCCUGAGCAGGGACCUCACCGACAGCUUUACCCGCAGCGUCACGGGCAGGCUCAGCCGCUCCGGCAGCCUCACGCGUGACAUCACCGGCGGCUUCACCAGGGACGUCAGCCUGACGCGGGACCUCACGGGGAGCCUCACGCGUGACGUCACCGGCGGCCUGACGCGUGACGUCACCAGCAGUCUGGCGCGAGACGUCACGAGUACUUUAGCACGUGAUGUCACUAGCAGUUUAGCGCGUGACGUCACCAGCAGCCUGACCCGUGACGUCACUACCGCGUUGACGCGUGACGUCACGAGCAGUCUGGCCAGGGACAUCGCCACCAGCCUGUCGCGGGACGUGGCGGACAGUCUGAAGCACGAGGUGGGCGGCGGCGUGGACCUGUUCAGCGACGCCUCGCCGUCGUCACCCUACCUGGACAUGGAGCUGGGCUUGGCGCGCGGGCGGCCCCGGGCGGCCACGGAGCCCCUGCUGGAGGUGACGCGGUCCGGCGUGCUGGGCCACAGGAAGCCGAGCCUGGCGCUGGGCCGCGCCGAGACCAUGCGCGAGGCUAUGGCGAGCCACGUGCUGAGUCCUUCUGACUCGAUGAUCGACGCCAUGCAGAGCCGCGCCGAAAGUGUGCGAGAUCACCAGCCGGACCCCAUGAUCGAGGUGACGCCCGCCGAGCCGUCGCGCCCCACCGAACCCCUCAGGUCCAUCCUGAAGAACAGGUACGAGGGUGGCGGCCUCCUUUACAAGGGUGAGUACACGAACAGUGCCUACUACGACGACGAGGACGACGCAGACGGUGCUCUCUCCCAGGCCCCCUACAGCCCCCCAGAGUAUAAGGACUACCUCGACCACGGCUCCUGAGGCCGCCCCGCCGCCGCCACCCUCACCACCACCACCACCGCUACCACCACCAGCCCGGCGCCCUCCCCCUCCCGCUACGUGGGAGAGGGACAAGUUUUUAUACCGCUGACUGCUCUUGUUGUUGUUGUUGUUGUUCUUGUUGAUGUUGUUGUUAAAGUUAGAUGCCUUCCAAAGUCAGAGGUCGUCGUCUGCCCCCCCUCCCCCUCCGGGGAGUCAAUGGCGGGGGCGCGCUGUGGCUCCUCCAGUCAGUCUCUCUACCGAUGUCUCGCUUGUCAGGUCUUGGUUACUCAGGAUUCUUUGUUUCUCGUUAGGACCUUCACACAUCACUUGUGCCGCGUUGGGUUUCCUCACUGUGUUCUCCUCCUUUGGUUGAGGCACAAGGCGUCGCGUUAACGUUCCUUUCCUCUCCAUCACCACUGCACCUCACCGCCGCGACGCGGCUGCACGGGCGUCCUGGCGGCCUCCUCACAGCCGACCACCGACUACCCGAGGGUUAACAGGAAGACGCACCCUUCCCCACACACACACACACAUACACACCCACGCACACUCCUAACAACACAAACACACACACACACACACUCACACACACACACACACACACCUCGCAACGUCCCACACCCUCUCCUGUCAGGCUUGGUUCUCAGUGAGUGGCGGCAUCUCGUAGGACAAUCGUGAGGGGGAAGAAGUGUGUUUCUCGGUCAGCCGUGAUACGAGUCAACUUCACAGGGUAUCAACGCUUAAGUCUACAUGCCGACAGUUUUGUUCUCGCGUGUCUUCUCUGUUUUCUCUUCCAGUUAUGGUGAUCAGUAUUCCUCCUUUAUCUGUCUUUUCUCAUCUCUACCUCUCCUCUCUCUCUCUCUCUCUCUCUAGUUAUUCCUUCCUCCUCUUCCAUUCUUCAAUAUUUCUGUCUCACCACUGAUUGCAUGAAUCGUAAAACUUUUCCUGCACCUCUUCCGUCACUGUAACCUAGGACAUAUCUACUUCUUCCUUGUCUUCCACUGAAUGUGUGUCUUUUGAGAACGAUUUCUUCCUCCUAGUUUUUAUUACUGGUUCCCUAGAAGCAGUUCUCUCGCCGACAUUUUUUCUAACUAACUUAAUCUAAUCUACUACAGUUCUUUACAAAGGUGCAUAGAAAGUUUAACUCUAGCGUAAGUCAAGGUCUUCAAAGUUUCGUAAGAUACAUGCAUUAGUUUUCUCGGCGUCUGUCUCUGACUCCUGCAAUAAGACACUUUGUUGUCCCCGUCUAACACCUCUCUCUGCCCUUCCUUUCCUUCCUUCUUUUUACUAUACUUAUUCACAUUACUUCUUUCCCCUCUAAUUUACCGUUUCUACCCUUCCCUUCCUUCCUUCUGUUCCUACACUUAUUCACCUUCGUUCCCUCCUUUCUAAUUCAUUGUUAUAACUUUUCCUUUUUAAUACGUUUUACUUUCACCUUUUCCUCAAUUAUCUUAACUCCCACACUUUCUCCUCUUUUUUCCCUCACAGCUCUCCCUUCCCCCUACUUCUCUCUCCCCACCUUUUCUUCAGUCUACAUAUCAGCUUUCCUAGCAGCGUAGCAACGUGAGUGAGUGAGAACGUUAGAGUGGCGACGGAUGGACGCAGGGCACAUGGGAGGCUGUAGUGUAGGUUCUGUUUUCUUCCCCCUGCAUCAGUUCCCCCUCUAGGCUGGGAAGCACCGUCGUGGGCCGCCAAGUAGUGAGUGUUGUCUCGUGCGUGCUUGCGCUGACGAGGAGAAGGACGAGUCUACGUGUCUGUCUCCUGAAGGCGACGCUGCGUGUUAGUGUAAAACUCCACAAGGGCUUUACUGCCAUCCCGCGCCGCCCCGGGAACAAGGCGGCGCAGGUGUACAGCCACGUGAGCCCAGGAGACACGUGUUUUGUGGUUAGUUACGUCUGCUUUUCCGUGACGCGAGUGUGUAUGUCUGUGUGUGUUUGUUCUGUCCACCUCCGUCGUGCCGGGUCGAGAGAGGGACGUCUUGGCCACUGAGUCCCGGCGUCGUGGUCUUCGCUGCUCAGGAGGGUGAUGGUAAUGAGUAAACAAACCCAAAGGCGAGGAAGUGUGUGUAAACGAACUAAUUGCGAGUGUCGAAUGCGUUACGUUACUGUGAAUAUGGAUGAGUGUUCCUUUAGGUAUGUUUGUACGUAUGUAUGUGUGGGCCUUAGUGGACUCUUCCCGUGUGAACUGCAGCACCACUAAAUGAAUGUGAUAAGAAAAGGAAAUGAGGAAGAAAAAGAGUGCAGGAAGUGAUGAGAAGAGUAAUAAAACCACCACUGAAAACAAAAGCUUUAGAAAACGUGACAGUGGAUGAAAAUAAGGGUGACUUCGGUGGUCAGGAAAGAAAACGGAAAGAAAACGGACACGGGUUGGCGUCCUCUCUCGACCCACGUUCGGAGGAAGAAAGAAAGAAGCCACGAACGCUGUCGGGCCGUCACCGCCGCCGCCGCCGCCAGAAGGGUGAACCAGGGAGGGGAGGGGGAGCGCACGUUCUUCCCUCCUCCACCGUCACCCCGCCGCGUCAACUCGACUUUAUCCAUCACUGCCAUAAGGUCGGAUUUAGCCCGAGAUCCCGAUAGAUGCAUUCCAGUGUUCAGAGUCUCGCGGGUCAGAAACAAGGGUCUGAACAGGUCUCGAAGCAUCGACCAGCGACUGACCCAUCGAAGUAAUCUUAAGUCAAGGUCAUCAACGCUUCACGAAAAUCAUCAAGGUCAUAUUCAUCAUUACCUUCCCUCUCCCUUUUCCUUCUCCCUUUUCCUCUCCCUCCUCCUCUUCCUCUCCCUCCAUGUUCCUCUACCAGAGCAUCACUAAUAUGGUGCUUCUGGAUCCUCUCCCCUUCCCUCUCCUUCCGCCCUCCCCUCUUCCCCGCCUCUCCCUCCCUCCCCGCCCCCUCCCACCCUCCACUCCCCGUUUCCCGCUCCCAGUCAUCAUUUUUCGUUUAGAGAAAAGAUGGUUGUAAAUACUAAUGAAUGCUCUCUGUCCUGUUCUAAUUAAAAAUGAGAAAAAAAUAUGGUGGCCUGUAUUGCUUUUUUUUACAAUGUUAAAAUGCAACCCUCCCAAAACCCACCCAGCCCUUCCCCCAUUCUCUUAACCCACCUACCCAUGAUCCUCCACUGCCCUCCCUCCCUUCCUCACUUCCCUUCCAUCGCUGGACUCCCCCGAUGCUGCCAACAGUUUCUUUCACAAUCAAAACAACAACUUAGUCCACACAAGCGCAACUUGAUUGUACAUUAUCACACGCGUCGUUACCUCAUUCACGCCAAAGAGUAUGUACUGAUGGCUCACUUUACAAUCAAAAUAAUAAAAAAACGAGAAAGCGUUCUUAAAUACUAAUACUGCUAAUACUACUACUAAUACUAAUAAUAAUAGGCCGUAGGCACAUCAAAAUAACACUACUAUUAUUAAUCUUAUCCAUUUCUGCUUUUCACUCUCCUGUCUAUAAGAAAGUAUUACGUGUAUGCAUAAAUGAAUCUCUCCUUCGAUAACGGUACGGUAAGAAUAUCAUUAUUAUUAUUAUAUUUAACGAGUAAAAAAAAAAAAGUAAAAAGAUCAGGUUUCCUCGAGUCUUUCUUAGCUAAAUCAUCGUCUUCCCGAAGCUUCCCGUAGGUAGAGGCAACACCGGUGGCUCUCCUUGUCGCCCUCAGCUGUCCAGGGGGUUGUGUGGCUCCCCCCUCACCCCUGGCCACCCCUCUCUUCCCUACGUCACCCCAGCCUGCCUCCCACAUCCCGCCCACAUCACCCCCGUGGCUCUUUUCUCACCCUCUUCCCCUGACCUCCCUUGUGGUUUCUUUUUCACCCCCCAGUUUGCCUCCUACACCCCAUGUCAGCCUAUUUCACCCCUAUGGCUCUUAUCUCAUCCCUUUGUCACCUCUCCUUUACAUCUGUCUCCUUCCUUCACUCCCUGCCUCCGUUUACUUCAUUCCUUGUCUCCUUAACCUCUCUGCAUCCUUCCUUACUACCUCAACCUCAAUCCAUGACCCCUGCGUACUCAUCUCUACCUUCCCACUUCUCUGCCUGUUCUUCCUUACCCCCUCAACUUUAAUCCACAACCACUGCCUACCCCCUACCCUUUCUCUUCCUCCCCCACCUGCCUCCAUGCCCAACUCUGCCACCUCAACCCCUACCCUCGUCUCCCCUAAUCAAUGCCACACUCAUAUCCCUGAAAUGGUCUUGUUUUCCUCUCUUCCAUCUCAUGUUUACCCUCCCUUUAGCUUCUACCCCCUCUCCCUUUGCCCACGUGUUCUUUACCUCUUAUGCACUGUCUAUCCUACUCCUGAAUGUCUCUCUCCCUGUAUUCCUCUUUCUCUCUGAUGUAUUCCUCUUUUCCAUCUCAAGUUUGCCCUCCUCUAAGUACCCCCUUCCCCUUACUUCAUGGUUUUUUACCCCUAACACUCUACCUAUCCUGCUGCCCCUGUAUUCGCCUCUCCCUUUGUUUCUCUAUUCCUUGUAUUCCUCUCUCCUAUCCAUGCCUAACUUCCUUCAAGGCAAUUAGUACACUUGUUUCAUUUUCCCUUACCUUCUUCCCAUCAUGCUGUCCCUGUAUUCAUCUCUCCUUUUAUUUCUCUCUCCUGUCUCAUGCCUACCCAACCUUAGCUUCUUACCCCUCUCCCUUAUCACACGUGUUUACCUCCUACCUUCUGCCCGCCUCUGCCACUUAAUUCACUGACGCCCGACUUAACCCUAGAGCUCCCUUUCCAACCCUUCCAUCUCCUCCCUUUCCCCUAUGAUUAAACUCCUUCCUCAUUAGCCUCUUAAUUACCAGUCUCGACCCCUGUCACACUCCCUCCCACGCCCCGUCACACUCUCCCUCCCAUGGUCCCGUUUCCCUCCCGUGCCCCACCCUGCCCCCGGCCCACCUGCCUCUUAUGUCCCUUUCUAGUGCCAAAGAAUCGUAGCCACGCCUGAAGGUUGGAGGAUGUAAGGACCCCGAGUGAGGCUGUUUGACGCGCUUACCUCCACCUGGCUGAUGUUCCUGUUGGGGGGAGAGAGGGAGACAACUGCUCUUUUUGAUUGUUAGAGUUAGCAAUGAUGUUAUUUUUCUAUUAGUGUUGCUCUAGUCUAUGGUUUGUCUUUUUCUUUGUCUGAGAGUGCUCGUUUUUACUGUUCAUAAAUCGAAUUAUAUAAGUCUAGAGGGUAACGUGUCUGUCAAGCACAAUCCUAAAUUUGAUAUGGUAAAGGAGUUGUUAUUAUGGCGAUAGUGAGCUAGUUAGGUGAUUUAGUCGCUGAUUUAGGUAUAUAGUCUAUUUGAUGAUGAGUAUGCAUUUCUAAGACGAGUGAUAAGAAAAGUGAAUACAUGCUUUAAUUUAGGUCAAAGAAAAUAAAAAUAAAAACUGAUUUCCGUCACAUAACAUAAGUUCAAAAUAUUAAUGAUUCGCUGGUAAUUCCUCUCCUCCAAAGAGUAAAUAGACAUUGUUACGUCCUAUGGAUCCCUCUCUUCUUUUCCUGCUCCUUCCCUUCCUCCUCCCUUAUACCUCCCUUCCUCCUCUCCUUCCAUCCCACCUUCCUCUUCUGACCAUCCUCACUUUCCCCUUAUACUAUCUAACAUCCUUCACUCCCUUAUUCCUCACACUUUUCCUCCCUUCUUCCUUCCUUCCCUCCGUCUCUCCCUCAUCCUCCCCGGCAGGAGUCUCCGCCCCUCCCCCCCCCCACGCUAAGGUGUCGUUCGCCUCGCCAUUUGAGUCUCGCUAACAAGACUGUCAAAUGAAGAUUCU